Molecule: messenger RNA, 1676 nt
Organism: Amborella trichopoda
Lineage: Eukaryota; Viridiplantae; Streptophyta; Magnoliopsida; Amborellales; Amborellaceae
Product: Inositol monophosphatase family protein
Biological process (GO): gluconeogenesis; fructose 1,6-bisphosphate metabolic process; sucrose biosynthetic process
Cellular component (GO): cytosol; cytoplasm
Molecular function (GO): fructose 1,6-bisphosphate 1-phosphatase activity
Source: RefSeq, a predicted model, not a curated record
UCCCAUUUUGGGGACCGUUGAUGCAAGAGAAAAGGCAUAAAUUCGUUUAUAUCUGACUUAGCCUUGUCUAGUCUCUUAGGCACUCAGUCCAAACCUAUCUGUAAAUCCCCUGUGACCGCCAUUACUAACCAUCACAUGGGUUCUUUCACCUUUCAAAGUAACUGUAAAUCACUAUCCUUAUAUGGGUUUCUUUCCAUUUCAAUUAAGUCUUGAUUUAUAACCAUUUUGAAUCUCUGCAUUCUAUUUGGCAUAUACCUUCGCCUCACAGCAUGCACGCUUCAUCAAUUCCCUGCAAAGCCUCAAAUUUGAAUGUUAAUCUCUCCCCAUUUAACCAAAGAUCAUCAUCUAAGAGGAGCUCAAUUAGGUUUUUCCAGUUUGGCUUUCCUUGGCCUUCUCCCAUGGCUUCUUCUUCUCCCUCUGGUUCUGGUUUUAAGGUUCAAUCCCUGAUGGGUUCUUCUUCAAGCGAGGGUUUCCAAACUCUAAUGGAUUAUAUUGGCAAGGAGGGAGCUGAUAUUGGGGAUGACCUUGUGAUUUUGUUGAACCAUUUGCAAUAUGCUUGUAAAAAGAUUGCAGCUUUGGUUGCUUCUCCUGUGAGUUCUAAGCUUAGGCAACAAAUAGAGUUUUCUGAAUUUGGUCAACGGAUGGCCCGAGACAAACCUAAGCCUCUGGAUAUUGUUUCGAAUGAGAUCAUUCUGGCCUCCCUUCGAAGCUCCGGAAAGGUUGCAGCCAUGGCAUCAGAGGAAGAUGACUCCCCUGUUUGGAUAGCCGAUAAUGGCCCCUACAUAGUGGUCACUGAUCCUCUUGAUGGUUCUCGAAACAUUGAUGCCUCCAUUCCCACUGGGACAAUAUUUGGAAUAUAUAACCGACUCAUAGAGCUUGAUCACUUACCUGUUACUGAGAAGGCACUGCUUAAUUCACUUCAAUGUGGACAGAGACUUAUUGCGGCUUGCUAUGUCCUAUAUUCUUCAGCUACUAUCCUCUGCAUCAGUUUUGGUUCAGGAACUCAUGCAUUUACACUUGAUCGGUCAUUGGGUGAUUUCGUUCUCACUCAUCCAUAUAUAAAAAUUCCCGCUCGAGGGCAAAUCUACUCUGUUAAUGAUGCCCGGUAUUUCGACUGGCCCGAAGGCUUGAAGCAAUACAUAGACACAAUUCGACAGGGAAAGGGGGAGUACCCCAAAAAAUAUUCUGCUCGAUAUAUCUGUUCGUUAGUUGCCGACCUCCACCGAACUUUGAUCUAUGGUGGGGUAGCAAUGAACCCAAGGGACCACCUUCGGCUAGUUUAUGAGGCAAACCCACUAAGCUUUCUAGUGGAGCAAGCAGGAGGGAGAGGCUCUGAUGGAAAGUCAAGGAUUCUCUCUAUUCAACCUGUGGAGCUUCAUCAGAGGCUCUCUCUCUUUCUUGGAAGCUCAGAGGACAUCGAAGAACUUGAGAGCUAUGGUGAAGUUCAACAGAAGGUUAAUCCUGGUUAUGAGGUUUGAUACAAGGUGAGCCAGACUGGUAUGGUUUCAUUUCAGGUUGGUGCUUAGAUUGAGUGUCAAGUGCGUAUAGUAAAUUAUAAUUUCGGAUGAAUUUGUGGAUGGUUGUUUACAUGUUAUCGAAUGGAAGAGUAUGUUGAUAUGUGAUAUAAUAUUUGCAUCCAUUGCCCAGUAUAAAUUCAUAUUUUUUUUUGGUUGAUU